Molecule: messenger RNA, 606 nt
Organism: Acanthocheilonema viteae
Lineage: Eukaryota; Metazoa; Nematoda; Chromadorea; Rhabditida; Onchocercidae
Source: the annotation of a GenBank genome assembly
AUGGAUUACUUUACUCUCAUUGUAUUCAAUGUAUUACCAAUUGUUAUUAUUUGUAUACUUAACAGUCGAUUGAUAGUAACAUUAUGGAAAAUUGUUAAUCGAGAUUUCAAAAUACACAGAAGCUUUACAUGUGAUGAUAAGAAUAAUGACAAUGCAGAUGAUAGACUCAUGACUAUCACUACUGUCACUACAACCAUCAGGAAUAGUAAUGCGAAUGCUCCUGUUGUUGUGGAUGCUAUAAGAAGUCAAAGGUCAGCAGCACAAUGUUUCAGUGCUAAUGCAAUGCUAUUUGUUGUUGUGAUUAUGUUAUUGAUUUGUGUUGGACCACAAGUACCAGCACGAUUACUUUUCAAUCAUUAUGGACAGUAUCAUUUAACGACAAUCAUUUAUAUAUGUGUCACUCAACAACUUGUUUUCCUCAAUGCUGCACUAAACUUCUGCCUUUAUUGUUUGGUAAGCAAACAAUAUCGUCAACUAAUGAUGGAAACAUUUAAAGGAUUUACUGGAAAGAUAACUGAAAAAUAUUGCUCAACAAUUAAACUGGAAGGUACGUCACGUAAUUCGUCAUUACGUGACGUGUAUGUGAAAUGUAUAACAGUAAGAUGA